Messenger RNA from Prosopis cineraria, 1103 nucleotides. RefSeq names its product putative disease resistance protein At4g10780. The coding region runs from base 236 to 958 and encodes 240 amino acids. Gene Ontology annotation, molecular function: ADP binding. NCBI's taxonomy places the organism in Eukaryota, Viridiplantae, Streptophyta, Magnoliopsida, Fabales, Fabaceae. The transcript is spliced from 5 exons. The record is from RefSeq and is a predicted model, not a curated record.
UUGUGAAGCACCAUUGAGAUCUCCUCUACAAAAAGUACACACAUAUAGUCUGCAAUAAGGAAAUUACAAGCAUUCCUUCGUGCUCUCCAAGUAUUCCUGGACAAAGAGGAAGGUCUGACACUCAAUUUGAGCUUUUCAAUCCCCACUUCUAUUUCCUGGAAGAGGCAUUGCGAAAAGUUUCAUUUAGUUUGGCCACUUCUAUCUUUACAAGGACAAAAAGUUACCUCUCCCUACCAUGGAGAUAUGCACCUCUAUUGUGUCAGAGAUUGUGAAGAGCUUUAUCAAUGAAGCAAUUCACCAAGCAAAUUAUCCAUUUCGAUUCAAAAGAUAUGUUAAAGAUCUUGUCAAAGAAAAAGAGAAUCUUUUAGCACAGAAAGAAAGCAUAGAUGGUCGUGUCACAAAAGCCAAACAAGAUGCUCUAAAGAUUGAUAUUCUUGUUACGCAGUGGUUGGAUGAAGCAGAUACUCUCAUAGUUGAUGCAGUGUUGCUGGAAGAGAAGGCCAAGGCAAACAAGAGUUGUUUUUUUGGGCAUUGUCCCAACUGGAUUUGGAGAUGUCAUCUUGCGAAGCAGAUAGAAAAGAAGACAAAGGAAAUGGCUAAUCAAGGAGACAAAUGCAAAUUUGAGCUAUUUGCACGCCCUGCUACACCACCAGACAUAACUUAUUAUUCUUCCAAAGGGUUUUUCUUGUUUGAUAGCACCAAAUCAGCAUAUGGUCAACUUUUGGAGGCAUUGAAAGAUGUUGAUGUUUCCAUGAUUGGAUUGUAUGGAAUGGGUGGUUGUGGCAAAACCACCUUAGCAAAACAAGUUGGUAUAGCGACGAAGGAUCUUUUCAACAGAGUUGUCUUUGUUGUUAUAUCUAGUUCUGUUGAUGUUUCGAGGAUUCAAGAUUCUCUUGCAAGUGAACUAGGUGUCACUCUUAAAGGACAUGACAACCAAGCAAAAGCCAAAAGCUUGUAGUCAAAACUUGAUAAUGCAGGAAAUAUUUUAAUAAUUUUGGAUGAUGUGUGGGAGAAGCUUGAUUUUGAAACCAUAGGAAUUCCCUUUGGUUCCAAUUUCAAGAGAUGCAAAGUUUUAAUAACUGAACGGCAUAAAGAUAUUUGCG